AUGAAGUCUUUUACGACUUACGCCAUCGCCGCUGGCAUAUUUGGAGGAGCAAACGCGAUCAACUUGGUUAAGCGAGACGAUGGAUACCCUCCGCGCGUCGUCGAGCAUACAAUACAACGAAGGCAUAUCAGAAAUCCAGUACAACAUGACAGGAAUCGAAUGAGAAAGCGUGAUGGAACGCUCUCGGUCAUUCUGGAUAAUGAGGAGACGCUGUACUUUAUGAAUGCGACUAUUGGAACUCCCCAGCAAAAAUUGCGAUUACAUCUUGACACUGGAAGCAGUGAUUUAUGGGUGAAUGUCGCCGACAGCUCAUUGUGCUCGCAUCCCAGCAAUCAGUGCUCAGUAUCUGGAACCUACAGCGCCAACGACUCGUCAACAUACCAGUUCAUCAACAGCGAUUUCAACAUCUCCUACGUUGACGGUUCUGGAUGCUCAGGAGACUAUGCUUCCGACACUGUAUCAUUCGGCAGCGCCACUAUCGAAAACCAGCAAUUCGGAAUUGGAUAUGAAUCGAGUUCGGCGGAGGGAAUUCUGGGCCUUGGUUAUCCCAUCAACGAAGUUGCAGUGCAGUACAAUAACGGCAAAACGUACCCCAACGUGCCACAGUCGUUGUUAAACAACGGCUACAUCAACACUAAUGCUUACAGUUUGUGGCUCAACGAUCUCGAUGCUUCGACUGGGUCGAUCUUGUUCGGUGGUGUGAACUCGGCUAAGUAUACCGGAUCCCUGGAAACAGUCCCAAUCGUCAAAGAGCAGGGCGUGUAUGCAGAGUUCAUCAUCGCUCUGACCGCAGUCGGCCACAAUGGCAAGCAAGGAUCUAUCGCCAGCAACCAGGCCAUUCCAGCUUUGCUCGAUUCCGGAAGCUCAUUGAUGUACCUACCAAACAACAUCACGCACUCGAUAUACAAAGCUACCGGCGCAUCCUACGACUCGCAGGAAGGUAUCGCAUUCAUCGACUGCAGCGCAGGAGAUUCGGACGAAACGAUCGAUUUCACCUUUUCCUCGCCCACUAUCAAAGUCGCUUUAAACGAACUCGUCAUCGUCGCAGGCGUCGACAGAGGGCAAGAAAUCUGCAUUCUGGGAAUUGGACCAGCAGGAAGUAGCACACCAGUUCUUGGAGACACGUUCUUGAGAUCAGCAUACGUUGUCUACGAUCUGGCAGCCAACGAAAUCUCCCUCGCACAAACCAACUUCAAUUCCACCUCGAACAAUAUCCUGGAAAUCACGAAAUCUACGGGUGUUCCUGAUGCUACCCCUGUCCAGAACGCAGUCACUAGUGUUGCCGUGCAUUCGGGUGGUGCCAGAAUUGGUAGUGGCACAAGCGGUACGAUAACGUUGGGUGCUGCUGCUGCGCCGACAGUGGCUCCGAGUUGGAAUUUGGCUGCAAUUGGAGGUGUGGCUAUGGCUGGUGCGAUGUUUGCUUUGUAG
Messenger RNA from Pseudocercospora fijiensis CIRAD86, 1428 nucleotides. It is a transcript of the gene SAP, whose product is annotated as SAP peptidase. The coding region runs from base 1 to 1428 and encodes 475 amino acids. Gene Ontology annotation, molecular function: aspartic-type endopeptidase activity. The transcript has a single exon. Gene Ontology annotation, biological process: proteolysis. The record is from RefSeq and is a predicted model, not a curated record. Lineage: Eukaryota; Fungi; Ascomycota; Dothideomycetes; Mycosphaerellales; Mycosphaerellaceae.